Messenger RNA from Metschnikowia bicuspidata var. bicuspidata NRRL YB-4993, 4901 nucleotides. RefSeq names its product Srb8p (gene SRB8). Gene Ontology annotation, biological process: regulation of transcription by RNA polymerase II. Gene Ontology annotation, molecular function: transcription coregulator activity. The transcript is spliced from 2 exons. Bases 194 to 4705 code for a protein of 1503 amino acids. The record is from RefSeq and is a predicted model, not a curated record. NCBI's taxonomy places the organism in Eukaryota, Fungi, Ascomycota, Pichiomycetes, Serinales, Metschnikowiaceae. Gene Ontology annotation, cellular component: mediator complex.
CCAGCGCCAGCGCCAGGCCCUAGGCCCUAGGCCCCAGGCCCCCGGCCGCGCGCGCGCUAAACGCCCAACUCUCAACUCGCAACUCCUCCUCUAAGCGCCACAAACCCACACUCACCCCGGCUCUUUCUGCCGCCCCCACCCAUCCCAGGCCCCGCCGCGCGCCCCGCCUGCCCCUGCCCCGCCCGGACCGCCCAUGUCGCGGCCCAAAAACCGAAACUCGCUCCUCGCCGGCCCCGGGCGCCUGGCCGCCGCGGCCCGCUCGUCCAAGGACCAGCUCUUGCUGCUCCGGUACUCCAUGGACCGCCCCCGGGAGCCCGUGCACGCGCUCGCCAACGGCGCCGGCCCGCGCGUGUACCCCGACUACCAGCCCUGGGCCGGCCCGCCGGCCGGCGCCGCGCGGCUCGCGGCCGCCGAGUGCCUCCACAACGGCUACCUGGAGCCGCCGGCGGUGCCCGCCGAGUCCUUGUCCGCGCGCACGUUGGUGCACGAGACGCUCCUCGCGCCGGACGCCGCGGCGGCCGCGCUCCUCGGCGAGCUUCUGCGGACGCUUGCCCGCGCGUACAGCGUGCGCAACGACACGCUCAACCGGAUCGCGGGCGCCAGCCACGCGCCCCGCCCGCCGCCCCGCGUGACCAUGACGGCGCCGCGCCGCGACGCGUGGCUCCGCGACUUGGCGGACGCGGACGUGCCGCUCGCGCGCGUGGCGGCCCGCGUGCCGCACGGCCUCCGCCACCGCCUGUUGCUCGACCACUUGUGUGCGUGGCAGGUGCCCGAGGCCCGCGCCGUGUGGUGCGUCAAGUGCGUGUUGGGCGCGGAGCUGCUGCUGCUGCGCCGCAGGCGCGACCCGCGCGACGCCCGCGGGCUCCUCGAGUGGACGCAGCAGGUGGCGGACCACGUGGCCCGCGAGUCGCGCGGGCCGCCGCUGCCGGGGCCGCGCCGCCUGCGCUUGGCCUACCUCUUGCGCCUCGUGCGCACGCUCUACGUCGAGCGCUUGGUGGACCGCGCGUGCUUGCUCGCGUGCGUGGCGCGCCAGGUGCGGGCCGCGCCCGCGGCGGACGGCCCGGCGCUCCACUACGGCGUGCUCCUCACGGCGUUGGUGCUCGUGCAGACGUUCUGGCGCGAUUUCGUGCGCCACGACGUGCUCGCGCGGCUGCACGCGGAGCUGCUUCUCUGGACGCACGUGGAGGUGGAGCGCGUGCCGGCCGCGGCGGGCCCGGGCGGCGGCGCGCUGCCCGGCGCGUUGCCGGCCGCCCUCCGCGACAGCAUCCUCGGCCUGGUGGCCGGCUGCGUGGCGCGCUUGUUCCGCCAGCGUUCCAGCGCGUUCAUCUUGCCGGCCGCGUGGCUGCUGGUGGGCCCGCUGCUCUUUCGCGUGUUGGCGCAGACCACGCCGCCCGGCGCCGCGCGCCGCCGCCUCGAGGCCGUGUUCCGCCUCGUGGACUACCGCAACGAGAGCCUCCUGUUGAACAUGCGCUACAGCGCCACGGGCCCCCGUGGCGCGGCGCCGCGUGGCCGCCCGCCCGACGACACGCUCGCGUUCAUCGGCCUGCUCGACCGCAUGGACUUGCGCGGCCCGCUCGCCGCGGCGCUCCGCCCGACGCCGCCGGCCGCCGAGCCCGCCAGGUGGCACACGCACGUGCGCCUCGCCGUGCGCUGGGGCGCCUCCGCGUGCCGCGGCUCGCGGCCGCUGGCGGAGCGCGUCUUGGUCUUGUGCAACUACAUCAAGAAGAGCGUGUUGCAGCCCUUGACCGCCCGCGGCAGCGCCACGCUCAAGGCCGAGUUCGAGGGCGAGCUCCUCGACAGCAUCUUCGCCUUGGCCCGCGUGCCCCGCGCCGCGCUCUGCAUGCACAGCCUCGCCGUCUUGGUCAACGAGCUCUGCCUGUUGCGGAUCAUCGCCAUCUCCGCCUACCUCCGCAAGAUCAUCGCCUGCGGCAUCUUCUACAUCUCGUCCCGCGAGAGCGAGCUCGGCACCGCCACCCAGACCGACCCGCACAUCUCCUUCCAUCUAUCCGUGCUCGCCAACUUGCCCGUCUUGAACAACAAGCAGCACUACCUGAUCCUCUCCAAGUGGACCCCCGAGGGCGAGAAGAUCUCGUCCAAUUACGCUCGCGGCAUGGAAGUCUCCAGGUCCCACGUCUUGCACGGCUUGCUCUCCGGCCACUUCCCGCACGACUUCGACGCCUUCCUCGCGGAAAUCCUUCUGUUCAGCGUCGGCGUCAAGUUCCUUCUCGCCAACUGGCUCACCUCGCAGAUCAAGUCCUCCAUCUCCCAGUCCCCGAAGCUCAUCCACUUAUCGCCCUCCGCUAUCGCGAGGAUCUACCAGUUCUACGUCGUCACCGACAACCUCACUCUCUUCUUCAGGGCGUUCCUCAGGUAUGUGUUGAAAAAUGAAGACAAGGUCAUCAUCUUCUACUUGGACACGCUACACUACGUUGGCCACUUGCUCCAGCACCAUUAUUUGCUUGUGAAUUUUCUCCCGGGCUCCAGCCCCAACCGCAUCUCGGCAUCCUACGAGCUCUUCAACCUCAUCAUCUCCGCAUACCAGGAUCUUGCUUCCCGCGAACCGGACUCUUAUGACUUUCGUCCUCUUUGGGAGUUUAUCAAUCUGUCCAUCGACACGAAUGUGGCUGGUGCAGCCGCCAGCAACCAAAUCAAGCUGGACGACCCCGACCUCGAAAGAUACAUCUUCACUAAGGACACUGCCGAGUCUCCUUUGAAAGUCCUGCUCCCUGCUCCUCGCCGCAAUCAAGCUUACUCCGCAGAGCUGUUUGUGCAGAACUUGAACCGCCUUCUCGCGGGGGAUUCGCUCCCCCCAACUGCUGACGAUAUCACCGAUUAUUGCAGAGACAUCGGGCCUGGGAACUUGAGUGUCCCUCCCGAACACUUUUCCCCCGAGCUGGACGCGGCUUCAACAUUACAAGUACUACUUCAAUCCUGGUAUGCAUCAGCCGACCAACUUGAAGAGCGCCAGGACUGUGCAUUUUCAAAACUCACUAAAAUCACCAUGAAUGCCAUGGAAAAAAGAAAUAGGGUCUUCCAAACUAAAGCAGCAUUCAAGUCUGCCGGGAUUUUGGAUUCCUCCGAUUGUGCUCGCCUAAGAAGGUUCCUCAUCAAAGUGAUCUAUCAUCGCAUCCUUCUGUUUGCAGAUACCAUCUCAAUGAUAGCCGAAGCCACAGAUGCCGGGGGGAACUCAAAACUCCAUCCUUUGGCCUCUUCUUUGGUAUUUGGUAAAGAGGUCAUCUCGCAUAAACUGUUUUAUUCCGAAUCCGUGAUGUUCACAAUCUUGCAAACGCAGUAUCGAUCCACAAACAUAGAGGAGCUCUUUCGUUUAGCAAUCAAAGAAAUGAAGGACUCUCUUGGAUCCCGAGAUAGCGACAUUUGGGGUCUUCACAGUGAUGUAAUGAAAGAGACAGUGAUGCAGGUAAUCAUCAAUCAUAAAGACUUUGCAAUAUCACUCAUGUUUGCAGAACUCCCCGCGCAUGUCAAUGCUAAGUUGUGUUGCGACCUACUACAAACUGACUGUGAUGUCAGUACCAUUUGGUCUUGUACAUCGCUCGCGCCUUUGGCCAAUGAAUUUUCAUUGCCAGUCUUCCAACUCUUGUUGCUUGUAUUGUCCUCCAAUGAGCACCUUUCAGNAGCUGAAAUCGGACGGUUCACUUUGAAAUUCAUGGAUGCAUGUGAGUUUGCCAUCGAUUCAAGCGACUCGUACUUCGGGGAGCUAUUCAACUAUCUUGAAUGGGAGGAUAAGGCUAAAAUCUUCAAUUAUUUGGAGCUGUACUUUCUUACCCACCGGGACUCCUUGGCAGUUUGGGAAAGCGAUUUUGGGUCCAAUGAAGAAACAAAUUUGUUGAUGUUCUCAAGAAAAAAUUUGCAAGGAGUCGAGCUUUUGCCGGUUUUCAAGGACUUCUUCAAGAAGUUUUCUGUAUCCAGCACUGAGAGUUUGGAGAUGCUGCUCGACAAAUUUGAGCAGUUUUCAAGCCUACUUCUGAACAUCCUUGAGCUUGUGGACAAUGCGGCCGUACUCAAGUUAUAUUCGCGGCAACUUCAUGAUAUCAUUUCUGUUUUCUUGAGACUUUUGAUCAUCCAUAGCGCUUCUCUCACCAAGGUGAUAGCGAUGCAUGACUCAUUGCACUUUGUCUUUUUGAAAAAUAUGAUGCUUCUACUAAACUCCACUUAUUUGGCCAGUGGGCAGGAUAAGUUAAAAAUUUUGCUCUUUGACUUACUUUUCCAAAUCAAAGGUUCGCUUACGCAAGCUUUGGCUGCGCCGCAUGAGGACGACAUCAUGGGGAGUUCCCCUCAAGUUCCGGAAGCCAAUGCCAAAACUGAGCUUUCUCCUGACGGUGCAACGCUCGAGAGUACCAACAGCGCGGCCAUCAUGACAAUGUCCAUGAUCUUGAAUCUCCCAGAACCUGAAAUGAACUCAUACGAUUUCGGCACAGAUGAAGAGUCAAGUCCGAUUACACUUGAUGAUGAAGAAAUCAAUCAGAGCAGCGAUGUGGCAAUGGCGAAUGACCCUAAUCUUGUUCUAAAACUGAAAGAAAAUAGUGUCGAGCAGGAAGACCCGUUCAGGCCAACUGACCUGAAGUUCACCAAACAGUUCCGAAUGGAGAGCGUGGCCCUAAUAGAGGACACCACUACGGAAAUCAACUCGGGGUGUAUAAGUCUUUCGAUGUUCGGUGCCUACACAACGAAGGAAAAUCCUUACUAGAGCCGGAACAGAAUAAACAGAUUGCAAGAGAGAUACUAAUUAUGAUCGUUUAGCACCCGCGGGGGUGACGACAUGGUGCGGCCGCGCAUUUUGGGCUAAACUGCACACAUGGCGACGUCAUCGUGCAAUUGUGUACCUCGAUUGGUUUCUGGACGAGUGCUCGUUCUGCAGGUAGCAACAUAACCCUUCGGGUAUC